UAGAUUGGAAUCACAUAAGCAGGGUGACAUUUAUUCCUUUCCUACUUGUUUCUUUUCACCGAGCCCUGGGAAUUCCCAAAAGUCACCGUAAAAGAUUUCUUUCGUUUCGUCCAUGAUCUACAAGAGGGGCUCAUUCUAAGCCAGGCAAGCAUGAGUCUGAGUGCGAGAAGAGUUACUCUGCCCGCGAUCACGCCCAUCGUUCUACAGAAAAGGGUAAUUAAAGUAUACAGUGAAGAUGAAACCAGCAGGGCUUUAGAAGUACCCACUGACAUAACGGCUCGGGAUGUUUGCCAGCUGUUGAUCCUGAAGAAUCAUUACAUUGAUGACCACAGCUGGACCCUUUUUGAGCACCUGCCUCACUUAGGUCUAGAAAGAACAAUAGAAGAUCAUGAACUAGUGAUUGAAGUGCUAUCUAAUUGGGGAAUGGAAGAAGAGAAUAAGCUAUACUUUAGAAAAAAUUAUGCCAAAUAUGAAUUCUUUAAAAACCCAAUGUAUUUUUUUCCAGAGCAUAUGGUGUCUUUUGCAACUGAAACCAAUGGUGAAAUAUCCCCCACACAGAUUUUGCAGAUGUUUCUCAGUUCAAGCACAUAUCCUGAAAUCCAUGGUUUCUUACACGCAAAAGAACAAGGAAAGAAGUCCUGGAAGAAGAUUUACUUCCUUCUAAGAAGAUCUGGUUUAUAUUUUUCUACUAAAGGGACAUCAAAGGAACCACGGCACUUGCAGUUCUUCAGCGAAUUUGGCAAUAGCGAUAUUUACGUGUCGCUGACAGGCAAAAAAAAGCACGGAGCACCGACGAAUUGUGGCUUCUGCUUUAAGCCUAACCGUGCAGGAGGGCCCCGAGACCUGAGAAUGCUCUGUGCGGACGAGGAGCAGAGCAGGACGUGCUGGGUGACCGCGCUUAGACUGCUUAAGUAUGGCAUGCAGCUGUACCAGAAUUACAUGCAUCCAUAUCAAGGUAGAAGUGGCUGCAGUUCUCAGAGUAUCUCACCCAUGUUUGUUUUUUUCCAGAGAAGUAUAUCAGAGAAUUCCCUGGUAGCAAUGGACUUCUCAGGCCAGAAAAGCAGAGUAAUAGAAAAUCCUACUGAAGCCCUUUCCGUUGCAGUUGAAGAGGGACUCGCUUGGAGGAAGAAAGGAUGUUUACGGCUGGGCAUUCAUGGAAGCCCCACUGCCUCUUCCCAGAGCUCUACUGCAAACAUGGCUAUCCACCAGUCACAGCCAUGGUUUCACCAUAAAAUCUCUAGAGAUGAAGCUCAGCGACUCAUUGUCCAACAAGGCCUUGUAGAUGGAGUUUUCUUGGUACGGGAUAGUCAGAGUAAUCCCAAAACUUUCGUCCUGUCAAUGAGUCAUGGGCAAAAAAUAAAACACUUUCAAAUUAUCCCAGUGGAAGAUGGAGGUGAACUGUUCCACACCCUGGAUGACGGCCACACGAGAUUUACAGACCUGAUCCAGCUGGUGGAAUUUUAUCAACUCAAUAAGGGUGUGCUUCCAUGCAAGUUGAGACAUUACUGUGCUAGGAUCGCUCUGUAGCCAGACCAGAAGUAACUUAUUCAACCUUGGCAGAACGAGAACCCUAGGGGAAGAGAGAGAAAAAAGAAGCCCCAUCAAUAAGGCUGAUGAUGUUGCCAUGGUGAAAAGGAAGUAUUUUACCUGCAAGUUACAAAACAUAGUUUGUGCAUCGCAAAUAAGCAAAGACUUGGAUUGACAUUGUGUUAAUAAUUUAAAAUUCAGUAGUUAAAAUUAAACCUCAGAAAAAACUGA
This is a messenger RNA of Echinops telfairi (small Madagascar hedgehog), 1758 nucleotides long. It is a transcript of the gene GRB14, whose product is annotated as growth factor receptor bound protein 14. Gene Ontology annotation, biological process: negative regulation of insulin receptor signaling pathway; insulin receptor signaling pathway. The transcript has 13 exons. Bases 151 to 1527 code for a protein of 458 amino acids. The record is from RefSeq and is a predicted model, not a curated record. Lineage: Eukaryota; Metazoa; Chordata; Mammalia; Afrosoricida; Tenrecidae. Gene Ontology annotation, cellular component: plasma membrane; cytoplasm.